Messenger RNA from Linepithema humile (Argentine ant), 547 nucleotides. RefSeq names its product ATP synthase, subunit F (gene ATPsynF). NCBI's taxonomy places the organism in Eukaryota, Metazoa, Arthropoda, Insecta, Hymenoptera, Formicidae. Gene Ontology annotation, biological process: proton motive force-driven mitochondrial ATP synthesis. Gene Ontology annotation, molecular function: proton-transporting ATP synthase activity, rotational mechanism. The record is from RefSeq and is a predicted model, not a curated record.
UGUAGCUUUCAUGCCUAAUCGAAGAUAGGUGCUGUUCGUCAGCUGAAAGUGAUCCAAUAAUACAGACAAAAAUCUGUCUGUAAAAAUUUGAUAUCUAAUCAUGACGAGCAAUCUGAAAAUCGGUGGUUAUCCUGCGGAGUACGAUCCUGUGAGACACGGUCCAUAUGAUCCUGCACGUUAUUAUGGAAAAGCCGACACUCCGUUUCUGGACCUAAAGCUCAAUGAGAUCACCGGUUGGAUCUCCAGACGUCAGAAGACUCCUCAGGCGGUUGCCGGAGUGUUUUCACGAGCAUUCUGGCGUUGGCAGCACAAGUAUGUACAGCCUAAGCGAAAUGGUAUUGCUCCAUUCUUUCAUGUAGCAGUUGGUUCUAUGAUCUUUUUCUAUUGGAUAAACUACAGCAAAAUGCGUCACCAUAAAAAUUACAAAUACCACUAAUUGUAUUCUAUUUAUAGAGAUCUUAAUAUUACAAUAAAAGCAAUUUAUUGUAUUGUUCAUGAAAUAUUCAACUAUAGAGUGUGUUUAAAUAAACAAUCUUAGUAUGCAUAA